AUGUGGUUCUUUGGAUUCUCCACCACAAAUCCAAGAAACUAUUGGAUCAUUGGCGCAAUAAUACUGGUGAUCAUUCUCACCCUUAUUCUAAAACACCUGGCCAUCUAUCUGGAGUACUCUCAUAAACAUAAUCAAGAAGAUGAUGAAAGCGAAAGAUAUAAAGGAUCAUCUAAAAUUGAUUGCAGUAAAUGUUGCUCUGGUGCUAUAAGGACUUAUGCACUUGAAGAGUUGAAGUCGGCUACGAGGGACUUUAGGAUUCGAAUAGGCGUUGGAGCCACAUCCGUUGUUUAUCUUGCAGAGCUUGGUGAUGGACAAUUUGGUGCCGUGAAGCGGGUUAUGGAGGAGAAAGGUGGCAGCAAGAAGAUGUUCUUGGAUGAAGUUUCAGUUCUUCUUAGGAUUUCACACCCAAAUUUGGUUGGGUUGUUGGGUUUCUGCUUGGACAAAGGAGAACAACUUCUACUGUUGGAGUAUGUUCCAAACAAGAGCCUUUUCGAUCGCAUGCACACACGCCAUGGCCAAUCCUCGGGCACACUUUCAUGGUCCAGUCGCCUCAGCAUUGCCUUGGACAUUGCCCGAGCUCUGGACUAUCUCCAUUCAGUAGCCGACCCUGCGGUCAUACACAGAGAUGUCAAGUCAUCCAACAUUCUCUUAGUCAACGACAACCACGCCAAGCUUGCUGAUUUUGGGCUAUGCAAGUUGGGACAUGACAUUCAAAGUGCACAAACUCCAACUACUAUUAAAGGUUCACUAGGCUAUGUCGACACCUGUUACCUCAACACAGGCCUGGUGUCACCGAAGAGCGAUGUUUAUAGCUUUGGGGUUCUACUGCUUGAGCUAAUAACGGGGCUCAAGUCCGUGCAGGGCUCAACGACACUGGCGGAGUGGACUGAGGAGUGCCGGAAGAAUAAGAAUGUGGAGGUUAUGGUUGGGAUGUUGGACUCAAAGCUCAAAGGUGAUGUAAAUGUACAACAGCUUCAUGUGUUGAUAGAUGUAGCCAAUUUAGCUCUACUAGAAAACUGUCAUGGAAGACCAGACAUGAACUAUAUUGUGGAUAGGAUUUCAAGUUGUAUGGAACCUGAUAUUCAACCUGAGCUGCCUGUAUAA
Messenger RNA from Cornus florida, 1104 nucleotides. RefSeq names its product probable receptor-like protein kinase At1g49730. The record is from RefSeq and is a predicted model, not a curated record. Gene Ontology annotation, biological process: protein phosphorylation. The coding region runs from base 1 to 1104 and encodes 367 amino acids. The transcript has 2 exons. Gene Ontology annotation, molecular function: protein kinase activity; ATP binding. NCBI's taxonomy places the organism in Eukaryota, Viridiplantae, Streptophyta, Magnoliopsida, Cornales, Cornaceae.